AUGAGUACGUUUUAGCGAUGUUCCUGGUGUGCUGGCUGCAGCUCAGGUUGAACGGACUCGCUUUUCGAGCGUCGAGUUCGUCGAGGUGUGGUGUCGAACAGCCCUUAGCGCCUCUCACUUCCCUGUCAAGUCUCAUCAUCUAGGCUAGUUCAGGGUUCAAGCAGUAACUUUUCGUGGACUUGCGCCAUCAUCAAGCCGAUAUUCUCACCUGCCUUGCGUCUGCCUAUUCAUCCCACCGCCCACAUAUCUACUCCCUUCUCCCCCUCUCACCAUGUCCGCGCCAAACGACUCCCCCGCCCACCACCGCCACCCCGUCAACUCCACGACACCCGCGAAUCCGCCUGUUGCAGGCGAGGCCACCGCUGCCCACCCUCCUGCCGGCAAGCCAGACCCCACCCUCGAGAGCAAUGCCUCCCAAAGAAGGCUCUCCGCCCCCGGUCCCUCCGCCUCCGCCGAACUCUCCAGUCUUAAAGUAAAGCUCAAGGGCGCGCUGCGCCAGUUCCCCGACUUCCCCGCGCCCGGUAUCUUGUUUGAGGACAUUCUGCCCAUCUUCGCGGACCCCAGCUUGUUCGAGGCGCUGAUCCACGCGCUCGAGCUGCACAUUAAGCAGACCUUCACCGAGAAGCCGGACGUCAUUGUUGGCCUCGAUGCGCGCGGCUUCCUCUUUGGCCCGACUCUGGCGCUGCGACUGGGCGCUGCGUUCGUGCCUGUUCGCAAGAGGGGCAAGCUCCCGGGUCCCUGCGAGACCGCUGAGUACAUGAAGGAGUAUGGUGCGGAUUUCUUCCAGAUGCAGGCCGACGCUGUGAAGCCGGGGCAGAAGGUGCUGAUUGUUGAUGACAUCAUUGCGACUGGUGGCUCCGCAUCCGCAGCCGGUUCGCUCGUCGAAAAGCUCGGCGGCAAGGUUCUCGAGUACGUUUUCAUCCUCGAACUCGACUUCCUCAAGGGCCGCGAUAAGCUCAACGCGCCCGUUUACACGUUACUCUCUGGCCAAGAGGAGAAACUUGGCAGCAGCUAAGAUUCCAAAUACAUAUAUCACGCUAUAGACGAAGGGAUAGGGGUUACAUGGGAAGGCGUUCGCAGGUUCAGGGCACGGGUUGGAAAAGGUCCUGUGCCCAUUCAACAUUUUAUGCAUCCAUGGAUGGAUGUGAAUCUACACGCUCCGCUUCGUUGAGCAGUAUUGCCAAGUCUGCUGCGGAGAACAGUAUAUACCAACAUCAUGUUACGAGAACAUUCCAUCAUCGCAGUACCUUCCUGUUCGACCAUUCUACGACACAGAAAAAUUAUUUUGUAUUACCCCUCCAUCUGACAGCACGCUAGCAUGAUCACGACAGGGAUGGCCCGGUCAUCGACACUUUCCUCCACAUUCGGCAGCCCCACUGGCCCUGUCGACCUCCAGACGGGUGUCAACAACAAACGCGCAGAUUAUAUCGCAUACAUUCUACACGUUUACACUCAUCCAUGGGUGUAACUACUUUUGCUCAAU
Molecule: messenger RNA, 1483 nt
Organism: Macroventuria anomochaeta
Lineage: Eukaryota; Fungi; Ascomycota; Dothideomycetes; Pleosporales; Didymellaceae
Product: adenine phosphoribosyltransferase
Exons: 2
Coding region: 272-1015 (247 amino acids)
Biological process (GO): AMP salvage; adenine salvage
Cellular component (GO): cytoplasm
Molecular function (GO): adenine phosphoribosyltransferase activity; AMP binding; adenine binding
Source: RefSeq, a predicted model, not a curated record